Molecule: messenger RNA, 690 nt
Organism: Kluyveromyces marxianus DMKU3-1042
Lineage: Eukaryota; Fungi; Ascomycota; Saccharomycetes; Saccharomycetales; Saccharomycetaceae
Gene: EFM4
Product: Efm4p
Exons: 1
Coding region: 1-690 (229 amino acids)
Biological process (GO): peptidyl-lysine dimethylation; peptidyl-lysine monomethylation
Cellular component (GO): cytoplasm
Molecular function (GO): protein-lysine N-methyltransferase activity
Source: RefSeq, a predicted model, not a curated record
AUGGAGGAUACUACUAAGUUGAAUACCUCUAAAUUGGGGACCAAAGAGUAUUGGGAUGACUUCUAUUCUCUAGAGAAGAGGAAUUUCGAGGAAAAUCCUGAGGACCUAGGAGAAUGCUGGUUCGCGGACAAUGAUGCAGAGGAAAAAAUGGUGGAGUUUCUACUUGACAAUUUGGGGGAAUAUGAGAUUAAACAAGAUAGCACGAUGAUUGAUCUUGGGACCGGAAAUGGACAUCUUUUAUUCAGUUUGCUAGAAGAAGGAUUUAAUGGGAAGAUGGUUGGUGUUGAUUAUUCCGAAAAAUCGGUAGAGUUCGCCAAUGAAAUUCUGGAAACGAAGUAUAGUGAUAAGGAGAACGUCAAAUUUGAAGCUGCUGAUAUAUUUAGUGAUGAAUGGGCUCCAGGGACUUUUGACAUUGUAUUAGAUAAGGGAACUCUAGAUGCCAUCGCCUUGAGCGGUAUCAAAUUCAGCCAUGGGAAAACUGUGGUUGAUUUAUACCCCAAGGUUAUAGAAAAGCUUUUAAGCAAAAACAGUGUCUUUUUGAUCACUUCCUGUAACUUCACAGAAGAUGAACUAAUAAAGAUCAUUGAAACAGAUUCAUUAAAAAAAUGGAAAUCCAUACCAUACCCGGUGUUUGAGUUUGGUGGUGUUAAAGGUACUCCAAUCUGCAGUGUGGCAUUCGUUAAACUAUAG